AUGAAGUUUAUAAAUACCUUCAUAGCCACCACUUUGUGGCUAUCUUCAUUGACUUUAGCAUAUUCAUCGUCUAACUUAAUCCAAGUAUCAGAUAAAGAUUUUAAACAAGUUGUUAUAGAGUCAGAAAAAUUUACUUUUGUUGACUUUUAUGCUGAUUGGUGUCGCCAUUGUAAGAAGUUAGCACCAACUAUAGAAGAAUUAGCUGACUUGUUCAAAAAUUAUCCUCAAGUUCAAAUAGCCAAGAUUAAUGGGGAUGCAGAUGGAAAGAAAAUGGGUAGGAAAUAUGUAUAUCAAGGGUAUCCUACAUUGUUGUUUUUCCAUGGUAGUAAGGAACCAGUAGAAUUCAAUGGCAGUAGGGAUUUGGAAAGUCUUUCCAAUUUUAUCCAACAAUUGAGUGGUAUUAGACUUAGCAGUACAUCUGCCGAAGAAAAAGAAGAAGUGGAUACAGUGCCUGUAGUUGAAAAUAAACUUGUCAAGAUUACUCCUGAAACAUUUAAUGACACUGUUAGCUCAUAUCCCUAUGCUGUUGUCCUGGUUGGCGCCACAUGGUGUCGAUAUUGUCAAGAAUUGAAGCCGAAUCUUGAUAUUUUGGCAAAUACUGUUUUUGGAAGAGACAGUUCCAAAUUGUUGAUUGGCUAUUUGGAAAUAGAUGAACAUGAAAAUGAACAAAUCAGUGGCAGAUAUGGAGUAGAAACGCUCCCAACACUCUUAUUCUUUAAGGAUGGAAACUUAGAUAAUCCUUUGGUUUAUAAAGGAGAUAGAAAAUUUGUAUCAUUAGUGGAGCAAUUGAAUAAGUUUACUAAUUUGUCGAGAGAUUCAGAGGGCAAUCUAACUCCCAAUGCUGGAGUGUUACCAGAAAUCAGUCAAUUAAUAAAGGCAAACACAGAUCCUGAUUCGAUAUUGUCAAUCUUUGACAAAUUGGAUACUCUUGUUGUAGAGGAAGAAACCAAGGGAUACUAUGAUAAGAUAUUAUACAGCAUUUUGAAACAUGAAGGUGGUUUUCUUCAAGUGGAAUUAAACAGAAUUAACGAUAUUUUGACUAAAGAGGUUGCAAAAUUGGAUUCCGUUACUAUUGAUUCAUUGAACAAAAGAUCCAACAUACUUAGACUGCUCUUGUAA
Messenger RNA from Spathaspora passalidarum NRRL Y-27907, 1119 nucleotides. RefSeq lists its product as uncharacterized. The coding region runs from base 1 to 1119 and encodes 372 amino acids. Gene Ontology annotation, molecular function: protein disulfide isomerase activity. Gene Ontology annotation, cellular component: endoplasmic reticulum. The record is from RefSeq and is a predicted model, not a curated record. The transcript has a single exon. Gene Ontology annotation, biological process: protein folding. NCBI's taxonomy places the organism in Eukaryota, Fungi, Ascomycota, Pichiomycetes, Serinales, Debaryomycetaceae.